Equus caballus (horse) is the source of this 365-nucleotide messenger RNA. The record is from RefSeq and is a predicted model, not a curated record. NCBI's taxonomy places the organism in Eukaryota, Metazoa, Chordata, Mammalia, Perissodactyla, Equidae.
GUGGCCACAGGCUGACAGAUGUGCACGCCGUAACAUGGGCCCAUGGUGGCAGUGAGAGAGCAAGGAACUAGCCUUCAGCCACCCAGCCUGUCAGUGCUCCAGCCUGGGUCCCACACUAACAGCAAGUGGAAGGCAAGGAGGGACUGGGACCUGCAACCUGGAAAAUGGUGUCCCUCUGAAGAGCCCCUGAGCCCACUGGCACCCCUGGGAGGGAUCCCUUGCCCAUGUGCUGGCUGCCUUGAGUCUUUGGGGCCACACAGCCUCCCGUCCGCAUCUCCAGGGCUCUGGCCCUGUCCAGCCCCUGGACCAGCUCCCAAGCCUAUUCCUCACCCCAGUCUGGGCUGAGGGGACUCCUCAAGCUUCAG